Zingiber officinale is the source of this 1724-nucleotide messenger RNA. RefSeq lists its product as uncharacterized. NCBI's taxonomy places the organism in Eukaryota, Viridiplantae, Streptophyta, Magnoliopsida, Zingiberales, Zingiberaceae. The record is from RefSeq and is a predicted model, not a curated record. The transcript is spliced from 6 exons. Bases 77 to 1249 code for a protein of 390 amino acids.
AGCUCCCGAUCUACGCCGUAACCCACACCGAGAAGAAGAGGAGAGGAAGAGAGAGAAAUCGGGGACAGCGGAGCGGAUGCCGACGGUCGCCGCGUUGCUUCCCCAGGCCACGUUCUUCUCGCGGCCACGCCCACUGCCGUUGUCAAUCACCUCCCUGUAUGACCUUCACGUUGCCCAUCUCCUCUCACCCUUUGGGCGCUCGAAGACCCGGCUGCCCCUCGUCCUCGCCUGCUCUGCAGUCCCCUUCAACGAAUUUGACGCCAAGGUCAGAUCCAAGAUUCACUCAUCCAAGAAAUCCUCACUAUUAAGCUUGGUAGAUGAGAUUGAACCUUUGGAUCUGAGACGCAUCCAAAAAGAUGUUCCACCUAACACAGUCAGCGCAAUGAAAAGAACUAUUUCAAGCAUGCUGGGUCUUCUUCCAUCCAACCAAUUCAAUGUGACAGUUGAAGUUCUUUGGGAAUCACUUUUCAAGUUACUAAUUUCUUCAAUAAAAACAGGGUACACAUUGUGCAAUGCAGAAUAUAGACUUUGUCUUGAAAAGAAUAUAGAUAUUCCUGAAAAGAAUAUAGAUCAUGAUGAAAAAGGAAAAACAGAUACUUCAGGAAUUGAGAAUACUGAUAUUUUCUCUGAAAGGACUAAUGCAAUGUUCAACUCUUUGGAGGAAAAGGAUGUUCUAAAUGAUCAUAAUAAGCAUAAUAUGCAUGAACAUGAUGAAUCAUGUGAGGAUAUGAGCACUAAAAUUUGUGGUAAUCUGACACCUCAAGCCAUAGAAUAUAUUCAGCAGCUGCAAUCUAAGUUGAGAUCUGUGGAAAAGGACUUAUAUGCUAUGAAAAGGAAACAUUCUGCCCUUCAGAUGCAACAGUUUGUAGGAGACGAAAAAAAUGAGCUAUUGGAUUAUUUGAGAUCAUUGCAACCUGAGAAGGUUGCUGAAAUUUCUGAGCCGACCUGCUCUGAGGUAGACGAUGUGAUUCACUCAGUAGGGCAUGGCCUACUCGCAGCUCUAUCGCCAAAAAUGUAUUUUAGGCCACCACAACAAUCCGAAAACAUGACAGCCGGGAUCUUAAACGCAUGGAACGAUGACUCUUCAGAACAUGUUGAUAACACCUACCUUAAGUUUCAGCCUAUGGUUACAGUCCCUAGGGAUUUUCUUGCACGCCUUCUUUUCUGGUGCAUGUUAUUGGGCCAUUACAUUAGAGGCCUCGAGUUCAGGCUAGGGCUUGUGCAACUAUUCAACAUAUCCGACAAUUAACGAGCUACAUCAGCAGAUGGCACCGCCGAGUAAGUAAUACAUGUUUUUGUAGGAGAGGCCCAUAUAAUAAUUCAAGUUCUUCCCCUUAUUCAGUAAGAACAAACUCAAUGACACCGAUUUGGGUUAUUAGCAAGCCGGGCAAAGAUACUUCCUUCAACCCCUGCAAAAUCUGGUAGCACAAAGCAUCGUGUCCUUUAAACUAACUAAUCUAGGAACAUCUGGUCGGCAGAAGUUACUGCAAGUCUGUCUUAGUGAGUAGGCGCCAAAAAUGUAAAUAGCGUCUGUAAAUACUUGAAAUAAGUGCUACAAAGAGAUUGGUUAUCGUAGAUGCAUUCAUGUUAGGGACUCUCAAGUACAUGCCUUUGACAACUUUAUUUAUGUCUAAGAACGUGCAUCCCGCAGGCCAACCGCAAUCAAGUGUAGUCUUUCUUUGGUGUUUCUAUUUAUCCAGACCCCUCUGUCAGACUCCUCGCAA